This is a messenger RNA of Salarias fasciatus (jewelled blenny), 1800 nucleotides long. RefSeq names its product TIR domain containing adaptor molecule 1 (gene ticam1). The record is from RefSeq and is a predicted model, not a curated record. Gene Ontology annotation, cellular component: endosome. Gene Ontology annotation, molecular function: signaling adaptor activity. NCBI's taxonomy places the organism in Eukaryota, Metazoa, Chordata, Actinopteri, Blenniiformes, Blenniidae. The transcript is spliced from 2 exons. Gene Ontology annotation, biological process: positive regulation of type I interferon production; positive regulation of canonical NF-kappaB signal transduction; TRIF-dependent toll-like receptor signaling pathway.
UCCUCCUGUGACCCCGGCACGGUGUUGUGGAAAGGGCUUGAGGCUGAGAGGCCUACCGUCGCCACGGUCCAGCAGGGACCAGAAUGUGGAGGGAAGAGUUCAGGUGUGUGAGAACCUGAAGCAGACCCACAGCUGACCCCGUUCGCCGCCAUGAGUCAAAGUCCAGGGACCGGCCUGCGGGACGUGUUCCACAUCCUGCUGGAGGCGCCGCCGGAGCGCCUGCACAGCCUGACGCUGCAGCUGGGCGGGUCCCCGGAGGAGCGGGUGGUCUACGCCCUGUGCCAGGUGGUGCUGGGGAGGCCGGACCACGCCCUGGAGACCCUGCGGGCGCUGGAGGACCACUCCCUGGCCUGCCACCUGGCCGAGCGGUGGCAGGCCGGGCCCUUCGACCCGGACGGCUUCGCGGAGCACUGCGGCCGCUUCCAGGCGCUGACCGGGGAGACUUUGGAGGCGUUGGCUCAGAUCUUCAGAGUUUUGACGCAGCAGCGGUUGUGCGAUCAGCCGCAGAGAGAUCUGGCGUACAAGAGAGCCGUCUCCAGCGACUGCCAGAAGACCGAUGAGCUGCGCUACAGAGAGUUCGUAGACCAGGCCAAAGACGUGUGCGGGCCUCAGGUGUUGGAGUGGAUGAGCUCCUCCACGGCGCCGGGCUCUCUCUCCAGCUCACGCACACCUUCGGAUGGAACAAAUAGAACUCUAGAACUGUGUGAGAGUCCGGCGCCGAGCUCUCUGAAGACCAGCUCCUCCAUGCCCUCCUUCCCAACACACCUGGAGAUGAGCAUUCCUUCAACCAUCCCAUGCCGAGGACACACCUUAGCCUCACACACAUCAGGAAAUCACAACUUAAGCCUUCCAUCGCUCAGCAGGGGGCCAGGAGAGGAUCAGCCUGCUCCUGAGCGCUCUGCGCCGUGUGAGCCGGAGCCCAGAUCCCAGGAAUCUGCUCAGUGUUCAGCAAAGAAAGACUCAAACGUGGAUGAAACAUCAGCAGCCGUCAGCUGCAGCUCAAACCCCGCUCCCCAGAAAACAGACACCCAGCCACGCCGCGCGCAGCCUGCGGUGCCGGACGCCCCGCCGGCCAAGACGUUCACCACCAGAGACACGCAGGAGGCGGCGGAGGAGGAGGACGACGACACCUUUUACGCCUUUGUCAUCCUGCACGCGCCCGAGGACGUCGACGUGGCCGAGAGCAUGAAGGAGAAGGUGGAGGGAGUGGUGGGUGAGGACGGCGCCACCUUCUCCGGCGACUUCGCCAUCCCCGGACGGAGCACGCUGAAGUGCGUGGAGGACGCCAUCAACAACUCGGCCUUCACCCUGCUGCUGCUCACCCGCAGCUUCAACACCCGCAUGCUGGACGUGAAGACCAACACGGCCCUCAUGAACGCCAUCAACAACGAGCACAAGUACAACACCGUCAUCCCGCUGCUGCCGCGGGAGAACUGCAUGCCGCGGCCCAGCAUCCCGCUGGUGCUGCAGACCAUCGUCCCGCUGGAGGAGAACCGCGCCUUCGAGAGGAAGAUACAAAAGUUUCUGUCUCCGGCGAAGAUCAACGUCCACCGGAGGAAAUGGAGCGAAGAGCAGCGGCGGAAGAGGCAGGAGAGACUGAGGGUGUCUCAGAACACUCAGACAGACCCGGGACGGGCAGCGGAGCCGGCGCCGCCGGUCCCAGAGCGCUGGCCUCUCCCGCAGAGCAUCUGCAUCCAGAACGCCAAAUACAUCAUGAUCGGGAACGACUCCCAGAUGACGGUGAGCUUGGGGGACGGUGCAGACGGCCAGGACGCUGUCUGAACAGGCAUGGCAGCGUGA